This is a messenger RNA of Ceraceosorus guamensis, 691 nucleotides long. RefSeq names its product putative mitochondrial import receptor subunit tom7. Gene Ontology annotation, cellular component: mitochondrial outer membrane translocase complex; mitochondrial outer membrane. Gene Ontology annotation, biological process: protein import into mitochondrial matrix; protein insertion into mitochondrial outer membrane. The transcript has 4 exons. The record is from RefSeq and is a predicted model, not a curated record. Bases 272 to 427 code for a protein of 51 amino acids. Lineage: Eukaryota; Fungi; Basidiomycota; Exobasidiomycetes; Ceraceosorales; Ceraceosoraceae.
UCACAAUUUGAACCUUGAAAUUGCACUCACGACCGCUGCGUGCAUCUUUCCCAGAAUUCGCGAAUCGAGCCACAACCUCUCGACUCGAAUUGCAACCUACCAUCCGGCGCAACGCACAACUUGGUGCUGCAUCUCGGUCCACGUGCUCUCCAUCCCACAACUUCACACGACUCUAAAGAUCAUCCGUGUGCAGCGAAGCGCUGCUGGGAGCUGCUCAUCAAUCAGGACGGGAGACAGCUAGAACACCAAAAGGAAACAAAAGCGCCUCAACAUGGCCCUUUCCGAAGACUCCAAGGAGCGCAUCGUGCGCACCGUCGACUUCGGCAAGCAAGUCUUGCACUACGGCUGGGUGCCAUUUGUGCUCUACAUCGGCUACACGCAAGGAGGAAGGCCGAGCUUGAUCAAGCUCAUCUCUCCUCUCGCUUAAAGUCACACACGCACUACUACCACUCUGAAUGGACAGCAGCCACUCAUCACUCUCGAGAAGCAGGCGUUUAGGGCGGAAGCUGCUUUAAGCUUACCUGUCAGCACAACGCGCGAAGGAUGCAAGACGCCGAAGGCGCUUUUCGAGGAGUGCAAGUCUCUUCGAGGUCUACAGCAACCUCUCUUUGAACACACCGAUCGGCUGCAUGCGACAUGGAAAACCCUAAUCAGUAGAGAAUACGCGCACCAUCCAUGCUUAUGAUACCGA